AUGUGUAUCAAACACGUAAAUGUGUGCUGCCACUGCGGCGAACUCCUGGAGCCGCAUUGGGUCAGCUGCAACUUUCACCUACUUCUGUCCCGGACAGCUCUGAGCCAAAUUCCUCCUCUGGAGGAGCCGCUCCACAGCCAGUGCCCCUAUCAGAAGAGCAAUGUGCGUCCUACGCUCCGCGGAUGUGUCAAUAGCGACUCUUGCCCCUCUUGGCUUUGGGGUUUGACCGAGGGGCUUGGUGAGGCUGAGGACGAAAGUCGGGAGGUGACCGAGGCUCAAGAAGAGGUUGCAAGAGCAAAGUAUGAAGAGUAUAAGAAGGAGUUUGCUAAGAAUCACUACACUCGACGAUCGCCUCCAAUUCGAAAGAACUUUGGAGAAUUCCUGGAGACGGCACUUGAUGAUCUACCUUCCCCGGACCCGGAAUACAAUUCCGACGAUUACUUUAGCUUGACGGAUGACGAUGAAGGGCAGGAGCUUCUAUCUGAGGCUUGCUCUCUUGGAAGCCUUUCGGGCUCUAUGUCAGCCAGCAGCGCUCCUCCUGGUCUGGGUGUCCACUUCGAGAUUAACCCUGAGCUGCUCACCCAAGAGAACGUCCCUGCCAAGAAAGAUGUCACAGACACAGAGAUCGAGCCUCCCUCGGCCGAAAACCUGGCAAAAGAGUAUCGAGAUCUCGUAGCACCUAUCUGGGCUUGGUUCUUCUCAAACGACUCGGACCCUGAUACUGAAGCCUCUUAA
Messenger RNA from Fusarium vanettenii 77-13-4, 735 nucleotides. RefSeq lists its product as uncharacterized. Lineage: Eukaryota; Fungi; Ascomycota; Sordariomycetes; Hypocreales; Nectriaceae. The coding region runs from base 1 to 735 and encodes 244 amino acids. The transcript has a single exon. The record is from RefSeq and is a predicted model, not a curated record.